CCUCGACCGUCCAUGUCGCCGGACAGAUAGCACAGAACAUUAUUGGCCCCGCGCCUACAUAUUCAAGCACGCAGUAGCAGAAAAACAGCCAGCGCGGUAGGUAGAUCAUUCAAAUCGAUGGCGGCUGGAGGUGUGUGGGUGUUCCGGAAGGACGGGGUGAUGGAGCUGGAGCGGCAGGAGAGCUCGUCGGCGUCGGGCCGGAGCGGCAAGGCGCUGGUGUACGUGCCGGCGAACGAGACGAUGCGAUCGCUGGAGGCGCUGGAGCGGCGGCUGGGGUCGCUGGGCUGGGAGCGCUACUACGAGAACCGAGACCUCGUGCAGCUCCACCGGCGCGACGGCGGCGUCGACCUCAUCGCCCUCCCGCGAGACUUUGCGAGGUUCCGCUCCACCCAUAUGUACGACGUCGUCGUCAAGAACAGGCACCACUUCAAGGUCGUCGACAUCGUCUGAACCAUUCAUGCAAGAUGCUUCUACGUGCCUAGCUACUUUCCCCCGGCAGGCGCUAGUCUGUUAUGCAAAUAAGCGCACGUACAAAAUGGUGUGCGUACGUGUUGUGUGUGAGUGAUCGAUGUACUAACAGUUUAUGCCUUAUACUGUGUGAUGUCAGAUGAUGCUUUUGUACGUCUCCGAAUUUCUCCUGUUAGCUGGUGUCAGCUUUUUUUAUCUGAUUGAGUCUCGGUUGUGUUUGUUA
Triticum urartu is the source of this 691-nucleotide messenger RNA. The record is from RefSeq and is a predicted model, not a curated record. Lineage: Eukaryota; Viridiplantae; Streptophyta; Magnoliopsida; Poales; Poaceae.